AUGGGCAGGAAGAACAGAACCAGACAAAGAGGCUGGGGAGCUGGAUACUCUGAGAUCAUCAAGGAAAACAAACUCUUUGAGCAUUACUACACGGAGCUGAAGAUUGUUCCCGAGGGAGAGUUUGAGGAGUUCAUGGAGACCAUGAGGGAGCCACUGCCAGCUACAAUCCGCAUCACUGGAUACAAGAGAUACUUCAAAGAGGUUCAAGAUCUUGAGGUGGAUGGGCAGAAGCUCGAGGCUCCUCAGCCCUUAAGUUGGUAUCCUGAUGAACUGGCAUGGCACACUAACCUGAGCAGAAAGAUUCUGCGCAAAUCUCCACUCCUGGAGAAAUUCCACCAGUUCUUGGUCAGCGAAACGGAAUCGGGGAAUAUUAGCAGACAGGAGGCAGUCAGUAUGAUUCCUCCUCUUCUACUGAAAAUUGAGCCUCAACAUAAGAUUCUGGACAUGUGUGCAGCUCCAGGAUCGAAGACUGCUCAACUAAUCGAGAUGCUACACUCUGACAUGGACGUGCCUUUCCCUGAGGGUUUUGUAAUUGCCAAUGAUAUCAGGAUCGCAGUGCGAGGAGUGGAGCAGCUGGCAGUAGGGGGCAGGAUGGUGUACUCCACCUGCUCUCUGAACCCCAUCGAGGAUGAAGCCGUCAUCGCUGCUCUGCUGGAGAAGAGUGAAGGUAUGUCUGCUGUCCUCUGGAUUCUGGCCCAUAGACACAUUUACACUGUAAUGACCAAAGAGGGUCAGUGGUUCUCUGACUGGUCAGAGGUGCCAACAAGUCGACACACUCAGAUCAGACCCACCAUGUUUCCCCCAACAGACCCAGAAAAGCUGGCCAAUAUGAAGCUGGAGAGAUGUAUGAGAAUAUUGCCCCAUCACCAGAACACUGGUGGGUUUUUUGUGGCUGUGUUGGUGAAGAAGGCGCCCAUGCCAUGGAAUCGCCGUUACCCAAAGCUUCGUAAUAAGGAGGUGAACUCCUCCAGUGAGGCGGCUCCUGCAGAGGAGCUGCAGAUGGGGGGGUCUCCCGCUGACGUCCCACCAGCAGACAGCUCAUCCGCUGACACCCCUGUGGAAUCGGUGGAGGGCGAGACUCCUGCAGAGGGAAACCCGUCUGUCCCAGAUACCCCUGACCCUUCAGAGGUCAAGACAGAUAAUGUCUGUGGCCCCCCUCCUCCAAAGAAGAUGAAACUCUUUGGCUUCAAAGAGGAUCCUUUUGUGUUUCUGACAGAGGAUGACCCCAUCUUCCCUCCCAUCCAAGCUUUCUACAACCUGUCUCCAGAUUUCCCCAAGCUGAACGUAUUGACUCGCACCCAUGAAGGAAAGAAGAGGCACCUGUACAUGGUGUCCAAAGAGCUCCGAAAUGUUCUGCUCAACAACAGCGAGAGAAUGAAGGUUAUAAACACGGGCGUGAAGGUCUGGUCCAGAAAUACUGAUGGAGAACAGUUUGGUUGUGCUUUCAGACUGGCUCAGGAGGGUAUUUACACGCUGUGCCCCUACAUCAGAGCCCGAAUCAUCAACAUCAGCGUGGAGGACGUGAAGGUGCUCCUCACACAGGAGAACCCCUUCCUCAGCAAGCUUGAAGAUGAUGCUCACAAUCAGGCCAAGAAACUUGAAAUGGGCAGCAUUGUUUUACGAUACCUACCAGAUCCACAGGAUCUUGAUGCUCCUCAGUGCCCUAUAGAUUUGUGCGGCUGGAGAGGAAAAACUUCCAUCAGGGCUUUCGUCCCACGUAAUGAGCGUCUUCAUUACCUCCGCAUGGUGGGGGUGGAAGUCUUCCGUGACAAACAGGGCAAGAGGAACGAUGGUUCAACAGAAACCCAGGAAGGAAGCACAAAAGAUGCCGAGGGACUGAGCCAAGAGGCGAAUCUCUUAGAACAGGAAGGUGAAGAAACAGAGCAAAACGGUUCAGAGUCCAACACUAAUGACACAGAACCUGUUAGCAGCUCUUUUGAUGGGCCUACAAGUUAGUUAUCUAAGCAGUUAGUAUGGGUCAGG
Molecule: messenger RNA, 1983 nt
Organism: Sinocyclocheilus grahami
Lineage: Eukaryota; Metazoa; Chordata; Actinopteri; Cypriniformes; Cyprinidae
Product: NOP2/Sun RNA methyltransferase 2
Exons: 17
Coding region: 1-1956 (651 amino acids)
Biological process (GO): tRNA methylation
Cellular component (GO): cytoplasm; nucleus
Molecular function (GO): tRNA (cytidine-N5)-methyltransferase activity; tRNA binding
Source: RefSeq, a predicted model, not a curated record